Molecule: messenger RNA, 2237 nt
Organism: Clarias gariepinus (North African catfish)
Lineage: Eukaryota; Metazoa; Chordata; Actinopteri; Siluriformes; Clariidae
Gene: ttc22
Product: tetratricopeptide repeat domain 22
Exons: 7
Coding region: 1-1716 (571 amino acids)
Molecular function (GO): protein binding
Source: RefSeq, a predicted model, not a curated record
AUGUUUCAUGGUGAAGAGACGACCAUGGAAGAGAGCACAGAGGACGACCUUGAGUCUCUGAUUGAAAGCUUGGAUUUCAUACCGGGACACUUUCACCUGCCGCUGAACCUAAACAUCGAGUCAAGUGGGCCAUCCACCCUGCGUCUGCGUGACAUACAGAUGAAGCGAGAGAACUUACGAGCUGAGCUGGAGCUUGAGAUGGGUAGAAUGCAGUAUGCUGUGCGAAACAUGCUGGGCUUGCUAGCUUACCAUGUUGAUGAGCUGGAAGAAGCUGAGGAGAUUUUCCGUAAUAUCUGCCAGGAGGAUCCAGGAAACCUUAAUGCUUGGGCCAACCUGGCUCACGUGUAUGAGCGGCUCAGACAGGAGAAUAAGGAGAGCGAGUGUUUAGAACGUGUAAAAGAACUCAUGGAUAUGGAGACCAGUGAGAGCCCAACAGAGGGCAGGAUCAGGGCAGCUUGGUGCCUGACGGAGCAGGCUUUCGCUCAGCUUCAUGAUGUGGAGAUGGAGAGAGAGGAAGACCUGCAGGAACGACUGACCUCUGCCCUCACCCUGUAUAACCGAGCUCUCCACUAUGGUGGUGACCUGGUACCGCAAGAAGAGAAGUGGAGCUGGUAUUUUAAAAUGGCAACAAUUCACAUAAGAUUAUAUGGAUUUGCCAAUUAUUCAAAGGAUUUGGAAGACGCCAAGCUUGCACACUUUAACAAAGGUCUGACAUUGCUAGCGGAGAUUCUUAAUUCAGACACGACACACCUCAAAGCACUUGCCUGGUGUUACAUUGGUCUAAUGCUUGAGAGGAAAGACGAGUUCUCCACCGUCCCAAUGUCAGUUCAUGACUGUGGCCUGUCUGGAUCUGAGCCGCUGUCAUGCUACGGAUCGGGAAUCAAACUGGCCACAGAUGACGCAUUUACAUUGAAUCAGCUAGCCAAUGUCUUUUUUCGCUCAGGCAAGCAUGAGAUGUCAAUGGGCAUCUGUAACAUGGCCUUAAAUGUGCUGCCUGAUGCAGAGCUAAACUGGAAAGCGUACUGCACUCGAGCUAAGCUUAAAAUCGCAAGCUUUGUGAAGGCCUUGGACCAAGCUAAGUUGGGGCUGAGUGGGAUUCCUGAUCGUCAGGACUUGAGAGAUGCCCGAGCUGACCUUGAGCGGGUGCUGAGUGUUCAGCCUUGUCUCAGUACUCACCUGGAGAUGGGACAGGUCUACUACUACAUGGGUGUGGAUGCCGUGAAGGAGAGUAUAAUGGUGGAUGAGAUGGCAGUGAAUCAGGCUUUGGUCAGCCUGGCACAGGCCCUGAAGUGCCCACUGGGUUCCUCUCUGCCAGAACUACAGCUCCUCCGUGGCCGCUGCUUGCUGCUGAAAGGAGAAGAGGAGAAUGCCAUCGACUGCUUUAGACAAUCGCUCGAGCUAGAACGACCUGGAAGCUGUGAGCAGCAGGCACUGCACUUUCUGCUAGAGGCUCUGUUGACCAUCUUCACCAAAAGCACAGGGGACAUGUCUCACAUUUUUUCCCAAUUGGAGGACUGUGUAAAGCAGGCUGAGGAGAGACAUGGCAUUGACACAGUCCGGGCAGAGCUUAGGCUGUUAUGCAGGACAUAUACUGACGAAGUGGCAGAGCUGUCAAGGGAAAUGGUCAAGAGAGGGAAGCUGGGAAUGGUGAAGAGACUGCUGAAGAGCAUACAGCCCCAGGAUAAACUACCUCUGGGCAGAUCUCUGUCUGUGUAGGAGGAAGAUGAUGAAGAGGACCUGUAAGCAUUGGACAACCUGGGACUGAAUUAUACCUUAUGUAAAUGCUUUGUGAAGGGAUUUUCAAGGGCUUUCCUGGACUGCUCAGUCAUUUCAAAUAUAAUGGUUACUAUUACUGUUGAAAAAAAGCAGUAAUUUAACAAAUUUACCAGAUUAAAAGAAGAACAAAAACAUUCCUGUUAUUGCAACACAAUGAAACAGUGACAUUCUAAGUUUUAAAGGGGAGUAUUUGCUGUAUGUGCAUUUUUCCACCUUCUUAUUCAAGAAUGUGGUUAAAUCUUUUUCUUAUAAACAAUACACUGAUGAAAAUAAAUAAAUAGAGUCACAGGUUACUGGUAUGCUUUAUGAAUAAAUAUAAAGAAAUUAGCUUAAUUUUAAAAAAAAGUUGCUGGAGGAUACUAAAUACUAAAUUCAAAAUGUAACUAUUAUGUGUAUAUAUAAAAGAAAAUAUCAUCACAACACAUCAAAAUAACACAAGAUCAUGCAGUAUUUGCAGAGCU